Messenger RNA from Oncorhynchus gorbuscha (pink salmon), 2229 nucleotides. RefSeq names its product ras-related protein Rab-37-like. The transcript is spliced from 9 exons. The coding region runs from base 171 to 1166 and encodes 331 amino acids. Lineage: Eukaryota; Metazoa; Chordata; Actinopteri; Salmoniformes; Salmonidae. Gene Ontology annotation, cellular component: Golgi apparatus; endosome. Gene Ontology annotation, molecular function: GTP binding; GTPase activity. The record is from RefSeq and is a predicted model, not a curated record.
UGGUAUUCGUGUUGGGGGUUUAGUGGUUUCACACAAAGAAAAGUAGGAAGAAGGAGAGAGACAAAGGGAGAGAGAAAUAGAUAGUUGUCAGGAAAUAUCUGGCUAAUUUUCUAAGGGGGCAUCAUUGAUUUUGGCAUUGUAUCCUGGUCUGCCUUGAGCGCUUCGAGAGGAUGGAGACGAUGGAGUCCAUGGAACCGAUAUCUGCGCACUACACCACUGCAUACCCGGAGAUCCACCCCGAUAGCGCCUAUGGAUCUACAGAAGGGGAGGAGAACCAUUCACCGUCUGCCCCCCCAGCUCUUUCAUACGACGAAGAAUUAAUGCACAAGACUAUCCUGGUGGGGGAUAGUGGAGUGGGUAAGACGUCUCUUCUGGUCCAGUUUGACCAGGGCAAGUUCAUCCCUGGAUCCUUCUCUGCUACUGUUGGCAUCUGCUUCACGAACAAGGUGGUGACUGUAGACAACGUGAAGGUAAAACUACAGAUAUGGGACACUGCAGGCCAGGAGCGGUUCAGGAGUGUGACACAUGCCUAUUACAGGGACGCCCAUGGUAAAACAGUCUUGACACAUGCCUAUUACAGGGACGCCCAUGGUAAAACAGUCUUGACACAUGCCUAUUACAGGGACGCCCAUGGUAAAACAGUCUUGACACAUGCCUAUUACAGGGACGCCCAUGGUAAAACAGUCUUGACACAUGCCUAUUACAGGGACGCCCAUGGUAAAACAGUCUUGACACAUGCCUAUUACAGGGACGCCCAUGGUAAAACAGUCUUGACACAUGCCUAUUACAGGGACGCCCAUGCCCUACUCCUUUUAUAUGACAUCACCAGCAAAUCCUCCUUUGACAACAUACGGGCGUGGCUUACAGAGAUUCAUGAGUAUGCACAGAGGGAUGUAGUCAUCAUGUUGCUGGGCAACAAGGCAGACAUGGCCAGUGAAAGAGUGAUCAGGAGAGACGAAGGAGAGAAGCUGGCCAGGGAGUAUUCUGUUCCUUUCAUGGAGACAAGUGCCAAGACUGGGGUGAACGUUGAUCUGGCUUUCAUUGCAGUAGCAAAGGAGCUGAAGCACAGGGCAGUACAUGGCCAGCAGCCCAACGAACCCAAGUUCCAGAUUCAUGAGUACAUUGAGUCUCAGAAGGAAAAGUCUGGUUGCUGUAGCUACUUCUGAUGCAGAUACCUCUUUCUCUCCCUCUGACUCUAUACUCCCCCAAUCAGCAUCAGCUCUGCCAGGUACAAUCAAGGGGAGUGAAGAGGUGCCAUCUAAGUAGUACACAGCAAGGAACUUACAGGGAGGGAAGUAAAUCAACUAAUCAGCUUCGGAUGAGUGUGGGAGAAUUGGCUUUGAGGUUUUUGUAUUUAUCUUUUACACAAAUACAGAAAUGCCAUAGAAAUAUUUUCCCCCUUUUACAAGGAAGAGCUGUCUCAAGAUUAACACAUUUCCCCUAGGACCCAUGAUACUGUGUUAUCAUUAAAAUGCAGUGCCAUGCAUGUGUCACAAGGUGGAAAGUGUUGGGUUCUAAGUCUGGGUUGAGCAGGCAGAGUGAAGCAGAGGCAGACAACAAAAUAAUGUUUUCAAACAUUUAUUUUCUAUGGCAUGGUUUUCUCCACAUAAAUUGCGAUCAACGUUUAAGCAUGUUCUCCGUUAAAAUUCUUACUUCAAUUCCAUAAUUAUUUUCCAUACUUCGUAGCAUGCUCUUUUACUUUUAACUUUAAAACCCAUGCUAGUUACAACCACAGAUAUACAAACCAAACAAAACAAAAAGGGUCCCAGGAAGUGAUAGAGCCCAGGAGGUAGGCGUCUAUUUUUUCAAGAGCUCAAUUUCAGCUUGACCAAACUCAAUUAGCAAUGUGCUCUCACCAAUCAAAGCCAUAACACGUUCCGGCACAACCUGGGACCCACCAUGCUUCCAGACAACAUUCACUUCCUGUGAGCAGCUGCCUGGAACACAAAAACUAAUGGGUUUAAAUACAGCAUUCAAAGGCAUAUGAUGUGUUAAUCAACCAACACAAAUGCUUCCAUGCAAAUAACUCACACCUGCUUUCAGAUAUAUAAUAAUACAAUUUCAUAAUAUUAUGCUGCUGAAGUUAUUUCAGGUUGUCAAUUUUAAUAUGAACUUGAGUAUUUUAUUCAGAAUAUUACAAUAUGUUAUUUACCUGGUCAGUAGUUUCUUGUGAGAAUGCCAAAUGUAGUAUUUGAUGUAUGCUGCAUGAAAAUUAUAUUUUCUAAAAUG